Messenger RNA from Cyprinus carpio (common carp), 1752 nucleotides. RefSeq names its product cathepsin K-like. Gene Ontology annotation, molecular function: cysteine-type endopeptidase activity. The record is from RefSeq and is a predicted model, not a curated record. Lineage: Eukaryota; Metazoa; Chordata; Actinopteri; Cypriniformes; Cyprinidae. Gene Ontology annotation, biological process: immune response. Gene Ontology annotation, cellular component: lysosome.
GGUGUUUAAACGAUUCCAGAUGAAGCGGGUCUUCCUCCUUUUCUCGCAACAGGAGCAGCUUCCUCAAAACUUCAGCAUAUAAAGAGGUCGUCCACUAACCCAGUUCCAUACCAGCAUCCAUCUUUUGUUCUGAACUUCUGGAAAUCAUCCAGGGCAUAAUGUAUGCGUUUGGUGGAAUCAGCCUACUCCUGGUGGUGUGGUGUGGACUAGCUCACACUUUGGAGAAUUUCACACUGGAUGAGGCCUGGGAGAGCUGGAAACUGACCCACAAUAGGGAGUACAAUGGCCUGAAUGAAGAGUCUAUUCGACGGGCGAUUUGGGAGAAGAACAUGCUAUUUAUUGAAGCCCAUAACAAAGAGUAUGAACUGGGGAUUCAUACCUAUAAUCUGGGCAUGAACCAUUUUGGAGAUAUGACACUAGAAGAAGUGGCAGAGAAAGUCAUGGGACUUCAAAUGCCCAUGUACCGGGACACAGCGAACACAUACUUGCCUGAUGACACGUUGGAGAAGUUGCCCAAAUCUAUCGACUACCGUAAACUGGGAUACGUCACUUCUGUCAAGAACCAAGGUUCAUGUGGCUCAUGCUGGGCCUUUAGCUCUGCUGGGGCUUUGGAAGGUCAGCUGAAGAAGACCAAAGGUCAGCUGGUGGACCUCAGUCCUCAGAACCUGGUGGACUGUGUGACUGAAAAUGACGGCUGUGGUGGAGGAUAUAUGACAAAGGCCUUCAAAUACGUCAGUGACAACCAAGGCAUUGAUUCAGAGGAAAGCUACCCCUAUGUUGGAAUGGACCAGCAGUGUGCCUACAACAGCUCAGGGAGAGCGACCACAUGUAAAGGGUAUAAAGAAAUUCCUCAGGGUAAUGAGAGGGCACUGACUUCCGCUGUGGCAAAGGUGGGACCUGUAUCAGUGGGUAUAGACGCCAUGCAAUCCACCUUCCUGUACUACAAAAGCGGUGUGUACUAUGAUCCCAACUGCAACAAAGACGAUAUCAACCAUGCAGUUCUAGCUGUUGGCUACGGAGUCACACUGAAAGGCAAAAAGUACUGGAUUGUGAAGAACAGUUGGGGUGAAGAUUGGGGGAAGAAGGGGUACGUCCUGAUGGCUCGUAACCGUAACAAUGCAUGUGGCAUUGCCAACCUGGCCAGUUACCCUGUCAUGUGAGAGCUGGAAGUAAGGAGUACACAUCGGACCAAACUUGUCUGCUGUUGACCAAUAACAAAAGGGACUCGAUCAUUAUCAGUGUGCUCCAGCAUUAAAUAAUGAUUGGGGAAACACUCUCUUAAAGAUGCAGUUGAUUUGAAUACCACAAGGUUGAGUGUAUUUUCCUCGUGUGUAUUAGAUGUCUCAUUCUUAAUCCCAUCAAUUUGUGCAGUUGAAACUGUUUUGUGCAAUAUUUGAAAUUCAUAAGGGAAAUUUUGAUAUUGUGUAUACAGUCUUGUUAAACAUUUUUUUUUAUUCCCCUGGUGGGAUCUGAUCUUUGAAAUACUUGUUUUAUGAUGUUUUGAUUAUAUAGAUUACCAAGAUUUUUUUUGUUGAAAUAUUAAAUAAAAUGUUUAAUUUUGGGUACAUCAUAUUUGGGUAAAAGUAUCUCAAUGUCAUUUCCAUAAAUAUUCAUAAAUGUUACUUCAAUGAGGCUCAAUCAUAUGCUUAUCACACUAACACAGUUAAUACCAAGUCAAUAUCACACCUCUAUACAGAAACAUUAUAUAUGAUAAAUUACAUUCAGAGAAUAAAAUAUCAAUGCCAAACCAUA